This is a messenger RNA of Arachis stenosperma, 576 nucleotides long. RefSeq names its product protein BONZAI 1-like. Gene Ontology annotation, molecular function: calcium-dependent phospholipid binding. The transcript is spliced from 6 exons. Gene Ontology annotation, biological process: cellular response to calcium ion. NCBI's taxonomy places the organism in Eukaryota, Viridiplantae, Streptophyta, Magnoliopsida, Fabales, Fabaceae. Gene Ontology annotation, cellular component: plasma membrane. The coding region runs from base 106 to 576 and encodes 156 amino acids. The record is from RefSeq and is a predicted model, not a curated record.
UCUAUAAUACAGGUAUUAAAGAGCCGGGUAUAUCUGGACAAAUUUUCUGAAAGUGUCCAAUAUAGUUUCCUUGAUUACUUGUCUGCGGGUUUUGAAUUGAACUUCAUGGUGGCCAUUGAUUUUACAGCUUCAAAUGGGAAUCCACGCCUUCCAGAUUCUUUGCAUUAUAUUGAUCCUUCAGGACGGCCAAAUGCAUACCAGAAGGCAAUUGUUGAGGUUGGAGAGGUGCUACAGUUUUAUGAUUCAGACAAACGAUUUCUUACAUGGGGAUUUGGUGCCCGACCAAUUGAUGGUCUUGUUUCCCAUUGUUUUAACCUCAAUGGAAGCAGUCACUAUUGUGAGGUGGAAGGGAUCCAAGGAAUUAUGAUGGCAUACACAAGUGCCCUGCUUAAUGUUUCUCUUGCAGGACCAACUCUUUUUGGACCUGUCAUAAGCAAUGCUGCACUUACUGCCAGCCAAUCUGUAGCAACUGGUGCAAGAAAAUAUUUUGUUUUGUUAAUAAUCACAGAUGGAGUGGUGACAGAUCUCCAAGAAACAAAAGAUGCCCUUGUUAAAGUGGUGGAGAAAUUUCAGUAG